GGCUCUGUCCCUCUGCCUCCCUGCCCGUCUGUCCGUCUCUUAGCCCCACAUCCUCAUCCAGGAGGAGGGAGAUGUCUGCCGUGGCUCCGGAUGGGUGGGUGGUUUCCAGCCUCGGCAUCGCCAGCCAGAAAGGAGAAAUCCCAGCAGCCCCUGCCGAUGCUGGGCUCUGAGGCAGCACCCACUUCGGUCCCCAACGAAAAUGGAUCCGUCCCGCUGCACCGUCCUCUCUUCUCGGCAGCCUCUCUGGGCGUCGGCUGGGGCUUCUGGAGCAGCGGGUGAGGAGACUUUACCACGGACAGCUGCACAGUAGACAAGGAGAAAACUCACAAUUUAAAAAAAGGAAAAACAAACAAGGAAAGGAAAAUGACGCCUCCUGCUUGAGGGGACGGAAACAUCGAUUGGUCCAACUCAGUGCGAAACCAUGUCAAAGAAAGGUCGCAGUAAGGGCGAGAAGCCUGAGGUCCUUAUUGUUGCUCUUCAAGCUGCCAAUGAGGACCUUAGGACCAAGCUCACAGACAUCCAGAUUGAGCUUCAUCAGGAGAAGUCCAAGGUAGCAAAACUCGAAAGAGAGAAAACGCAAGAGACGAAGCGGAUCCGUGAGCUGGAGCAGCGUAAGCACACGGUCCUGGUGACGGAGCUGAAGGCCAAACUCCACGAGGAAAAGAUGAAGGAGCUGCAGGCCACGCGGGAGAACCUGAUCAAACAGCACGAGCAGGAAAUGUCUCGGACGGUCAAAGUCAGAGACGGGGAGAUCCAGCGGCUCAAGUCGGCCCUGCUCGCUCAGAGGGACGGGAGCGGCGACAAAGUCAGGACGGCGCUGACCAUUGAGGCCCGGGAAGAGGCCAGGAAACUGUUUGACUCUGAGCGCCUUAAGCUUUUACAGGAAAUCACGGAGCUGAAAUCCGCCAAGAAGCAGGUGGACGAGGCGCUGAAUAACAUGAUCCAGGCCGAUAAGAUCAAGGCAGGGGAUCUCCGGAGCGAGCACCAGUCCCAUCAGGAGGCCAUCUCGAAGAUCAAGUGGGAGUGCGAGAGGGACAUUCGCAGGCUGAUGGAUGAAAUCAAGGCAAAGGAUAGGAUCAUCUUCUCCCUGGAGAAAGAACUGGAAACUCAAACGGGCUAUGUGCAGAAACUCCAGCUGCAGAAGGAAGCUCUGGACGAACAGCUCUUCCUGGUCAAGGAAGCCGAGUGCAACAUGAGUAGUCCCAAGCGGGAGAUCCCGGGAAGGGCAGGAGAUGGCUCCGAGCACUGCAGCAGCCCGGAUUUACGAAGGAAUCAGAAGAGGAUGGCCGAGUUGAACGCCACUAUACGGAAACUUGAGGACAGGAACACGCUGCUUGGGGACGAAAGGAACGAAUUGCUAAAACGUGUCCGAGAAACUGAGAAACAAUGCAAGCCUCUCCUGGAAAGGAACAAGUGCCUCACCCGGAGAACCGACGAGCUCACACAGGCUUUACAGCGCACGGAAGAGAAGCUGAAAGCCCUCGCUAAGGAAAACUCGGAAAUGAGAGACAAAAUAGCAUCACACCCACCUCUGAAGAAAUUGAAGUCUCUAAAUGACUUAGAUCAAGCUAAUGACGAUCAAGAGACAGAGUUCUUAAAACUACAGGUUAUCGAACAGCAGAACAUCAUUGAUGAAUUAACGCGGGACAGAGAAAAGCUUAUUCGUCGCAGGAAGCAUAAAAGAAGUUCCAAGCCAAUUAAGAGGCCUGUUUUGGACCCAUUCAUUGGCUAUGAUGAUGACUCCAUGGAUUCGGAAACAUCGUCCAUGGCUUCAUUCCGAACAGACCGGACACCAGCCACUCCGGAUGAUGACUUGGAGGAAGGUUUAGCAGCUGAAGAAUCAGAGCUGAGAUUUCGACAGUUAACGAAAGAAUACCAAGCUCUCCAGAGAGCGUACGCAUUGCUGCAGGAGCAAACGGGAGGCAUCAUAGAUGCAGAAAGAGAAGCUAAGGCCCAGGAACAGCUCCAGGCAGAGGUGCUGAGGUACAAAGCCAAAAUUGAAGACCUGGAAACAACUUUGGCACAAAGAGGGCAGGAUUCACAUUGGGUGGAAGAUAAACAACUGUUCAUUAAAAGAAACCAGGAACUUUUGGAAAAGAUAGAAAAGCUGGAAGCCGACAGCAGCCGGUUGCAACAGGAACUGCAGGAUGCCAGAGACCAGAAUGAACUGCUGGAGUUCAGAAACCUAGAGCUAGAAGAAAGAGAAAGACGAUCCCCUCCAUUUAAUCUUCAAAUUCAUCCAUUCUCAGAUGGUGUAAGUGCUCUACAGAUUUACUGUAUGAAAGAAGGUGUCAAGGAUGUAAGCAUUCCAGACCUCAUAAAACAGCUUGAUAUCCUGGGUGACAACGGGAAUUUAAGAAACGAAGAACAAGUGGCUAUAAUUCAGGCUAGCACCGUGCUCUCCCUGGCGGAAAAGUGGAUCCAGCAGAUCGAAGGGGCAGAAGCCGCCCUCCAUCAGAAGAUGAUAGAAUUGGAGAGUGACAUGGAGCAGUUCUGUAAAAUAAAAGGCUACCUGGAAGAAGAACUGGACUACAGAAAGCAAGCUCUGGACCAAGCAUACAUGAGGAUCCAGGAGCUGGAAGCCACUUUGUAUAAUGCUUUACAACAGGAAACGGUGAUAAAGUUUGGAGAAUUAUUAAGUGAAAAGCAACAGGAGGAGCUGAGGACGGCAGUAGAAAAAUUGCGGAGACAGAUGCUGCGAAAGAGCAGAGAAUACGACUGCCAAAUCCUGCAGGAGAGAAUGGAACUGCUCCAGCAAGCCCAUCAGAGAAUUCGUGAUUUAGAAGACAAAACUGAUAUCCAGAAAAGACAGAUAAAGGACUUAGAAGAAAAGUUUCUGUUUCUAUUCUUGUUCUUCUCUCUUGCCUUUAUUCUUUGGCCUUGAUGUCAAGGUACUUCUUAAAAAGAGUCACAGACAACACGGAUAAAGCCUUGGAAAGGCAAAUGCUUCCAAACCUGCGAAGGAGAACAUUGUUUACACCAACUGGGGGAAAAAUAAGAGGCACCUAGGAGACAGGACUCCAAUCAUGUAUUAAAGCCAUUAAUCCAGACUUCUUACUGACAGUUCCCGUGUGACCCUGUCUAAAUCUACAAUAUAUGCUGCAUUUAAAGAAAUGUAUAUGUCAAACUAGAAAGGAAAAAAAAACCAACAACAACCUGUGAACAUAUAUUGUUAAAAGAACAAGGAAGAAACCGCUUUCAGCAGGUCAAACAAAACUGUGUCUUGGGCAUGGAACCAAAGUUACCAAGGAACAGUCUCCCCUGCUGUGCAGGGUGUCAUUUUAAUGUAACAUCAAUGCGCCAUGAAAGACUAGGACUAAUAGUCGACAUCAUUUUCAAAAGGGACUGAGCAGGAGGAUUACCUUGCAAACUCCAAGGAGCAAUUUACAAUAAAAGAUUAAAUUUGAAAA
Molecule: messenger RNA, 3410 nt
Organism: Ornithorhynchus anatinus (platypus)
Lineage: Eukaryota; Metazoa; Chordata; Mammalia; Monotremata; Ornithorhynchidae
Gene: JAKMIP2
Product: janus kinase and microtubule interacting protein 2
Exons: 22
Coding region: 422-2884 (820 amino acids)
Molecular function (GO): kinase binding; microtubule binding
Source: RefSeq, a predicted model, not a curated record